CUCUUCUCCGAGAAUAAACAUGCUUUGCACUAUAGGUGAGCCAUGCAGGACAAUUUCAUAGCUCUGGGAAAGGCUAUUAGGGAAAUUGAAAGAUAAUUACGUAUCAGGAUACCAAGCGCCUAAACUUCCCCUAAUGGCGAGAAGACCGUCAGCACGUCCUCUGGAACUCCGUCGGCUAAACCAUCCUCGAGCCAACAAUACGUCACGGGUCCUCAGCUUAGGUAGCAACGAUCCAGACUCCAGAGGGGGGCAAUUGGUACACUCAAAGUUGAGAUUUUCGAUGGGAUCAAAAGAGCAGAAUUUCGCCAAUUGCCAGCAUCCACGCGGUUGACAAAGACCCUGAGUGGUCAAUGGAUGCAGUGGCGGGCUUAGCUCGGG
Aspergillus eucalypticola CBS 122712 is the source of this 378-nucleotide messenger RNA. RefSeq lists its product as uncharacterized. NCBI's taxonomy places the organism in Eukaryota, Fungi, Ascomycota, Eurotiomycetes, Eurotiales, Aspergillaceae. The record is from RefSeq and is a predicted model, not a curated record. The coding region runs from base 134 to 331 and encodes 65 amino acids. The transcript has 2 exons.